Salvelinus namaycush (lake trout) is the source of this 1291-nucleotide messenger RNA. Its product is annotated as zinc finger protein GLIS1-like. The transcript is spliced from 4 exons. The record is from RefSeq and is a predicted model, not a curated record. Lineage: Eukaryota; Metazoa; Chordata; Actinopteri; Salmoniformes; Salmonidae. Bases 1 to 537 code for a protein of 178 amino acids.
AUGCCCAUCCAUCAGAGGGGCUUAAUGGUGGGCCGCCGAGUGGGGACGGAAGGGGAUCUGAUCCAUGGUCCCCAGUGGGACAGGAAGGGCAGGGUGCCGGGUCCUCUCCUCUCCCCAGGGAUGAAGGGUACAGGCACUCCUCCCCUGGAGAAGCAGCAGCAGCAGCAGCAGCAGCAGCAACAGCACAUCCACCCCCACCACAAGCCCUACUCUCAUUACCACCACCAGGCUGCCAGUGACGAUUACCAAGGCAGCUUUCAGAGCUGCUUCCAUUUUGGAGACUCCUACAGAAUGGAGCAGUCUGUGAGUGGUGUUCACUUACCAGCGGACUCACAUGGCUACAAUUCCCACCAACACAACGGCUUCCACAUGUCCAGCACCAGCGGUGGCUCUGCGGCAGGCUUCAGCUUGGCCCAGGACCUCCAGGGGACAGGGGGGUGCCAGUUCUCCUCCAGCCCAGAGGAGAGCAUCUUCUUCCAGGUGAACAGCUUCGACCGCAGCCUGAGCCAGAUGUCCUCUGUCUACACAGAGACAUAGAGGACCGGUUGCUGCCCUAUGUACCGCUAUACUGGCCUCUCAUGGAAUAUGCAUUUCAAUAGUCUGAAGUGGUAGCCUUUCCUUGGUCUCCGUUCGAGUUUGUACUGAUCUAGAGGAAACAAGCUGAGUGAAAGCAAGCCAAUCGGAAGCUUCCAGACCUCUGUGUUGCUUUUUUUGUUAGAUCAGGGUGGAUGAAGGGAAGGGGGACUAGGAAAGGCCAUUUUAGAGUAUUGAGAUACUAGUAUAAUAAGUUAUUCCAUGGUUCCGCUGGUCAAUGGCCAUCCUUUGUAACUUUUUCUACUGCUCUGAAAGAACUGUCGUAACUCUGUAGUACGACAGAGCUCCCUACAGUUCUGCCUGAACAGAUACCACAUGGACUCAGACGCAUCCAAAUGGACACAUUUCAACAUGACCUAUUCCAGAACUCCCUCUUUCUCUCUCCUUCUGUCUCUACAUCAUUCAAUCUACUAAGAACUGAAAUGUAGACAAAUAUAUAUCAUUUUGCCGUGUUUUUAACAGUGGAAAAAAAAAUGUAUUGUUUGCAUUCCUUUAUUUGUUUUUUUUGUGUUUGUUUAUUUGUUUGAAUUGUCUUAAGAUAUUUCUGGAUGGUAAAUGGUGGUGGAUGGUCAUUCGUGAAAUAUUCUGGAACACAGUCAAAUCUACUUUAUCAUGUGUAUAAAUGUACAGUUUGUUUAAAGCGAUCUUCUGAAUGUUUGUUAUUCCCAAGUUUAAGAAAUAAAUACUAUUACAAUAA